This is a messenger RNA of Polychytrium aggregatum, 1069 nucleotides long. Its product is annotated as vacuolar protein sorting-associated protein 29-like protein. Lineage: Eukaryota; Fungi; Chytridiomycota; Chytridiomycetes; Polychytriales. The coding region runs from base 82 to 660 and encodes 192 amino acids. Gene Ontology annotation, cellular component: retromer complex; endosome. Gene Ontology annotation, biological process: intracellular protein transport; retrograde transport, endosome to Golgi. The transcript has 2 exons. The record is from RefSeq and is a predicted model, not a curated record.
UCUGCCUCCAUCUGCUCAUCUGCUCAUCUGCCUCCAUCUGGCCAUCCGCACAUCCCUCCUCGCUGUCGAUCCAGAGCCACAAUGGUCUUGGUGCUUGUUAUCGGAGAUUUGCACAUCCCUCACAGAUCGGUCGAUCUGCCGGCCAAGAUGAAGAAGCUACUUGUCCCCGGCAAAAUCCAGCAAAUCAUCAGCACCGGCAAUCUCUGUACUCGCGAGACUCUCGACUAUCUGCGCACCGUCGCUGGCGAUGUCGUCUGUGUCCGUGGCGACUUUGAUGAAGACUCAACCUUCCCACUCACACAAGUGAUUCCGUACGGCCCCCUGCGAGUCGGUCUGAUCCAUGGACACCAGGUCAUUCCCUGGGGCAACCCGCAAGCGCUCUCGAUCGUCGCCCGCCAACUCGACGUCGACAUUUUGAUCUCGGGUCAUACCCACAAGUUCGAGGCUUACGAGUACGAGGGACGCUUCUUCAUCAACCCAGGCUCGGCGACCGGCGCCCUGCCUGGACUGACCCUGGGCUCGGCCAGCGAGAAGAGCCCUGUUCCCACCUUUGUGCUGAUGAAUCUCCAAGGCGUCAACCUUGUGCUCUAUGUCUACCAGCUGAUCGAUGGCGAAGUCAAACUGGAGAAGCUGGAUUUUUCCAAAAAGCUUUACGACUGAACGGGGACGGGCUGGCUGUUUGUGGGUCUUGGCCGUGUCCGCUUUUGAACCGGUCAUGUUAAUCUCUCGUAGCGGGUGCUGCCGCUUAUUCUUGAAUCUGCUCUUGACCAACUUGGCUUGUCCGGGCCAGGCAUUGCCCGGAUUCCAGCUCGCCCUCCCAGCGACUCUGGAUGUAAAAUAUUGGCGGCGCUGCCAGCACCUCCUUCGAGCUAGCCUUCUUUGAGUCAACCUCGGGCGAAAUGUCCCUCCUCUGGUCCUGCCUCUGCAAUAGAGCUCCUUACAGAAUGCCUGGUGUUGCGCUGUCAGAUAUGCGCGCAGUUGGACUAUGUGGUGCCAGCUGUUGUCGACGUCCUGCAUGCUCGACCUGCCGUUGUUGAUAUGACCUGUUGGUGCUGGAUGCCAUACGACC